CUCAGUCGCGCUUGAUAGUUCGAAGCGUAAUGAGUCUCGUGGGCGCCCUCGGCGCCCUCCUGCUCGUCGCCAACGUUCCUGCCGGCCUCGCCGUCAGGGGACUGUCGCUUCCCGUGAACCGAGCCAGCGUCUUCAGGGUGGAGGGUUACACAGACUUCCGGGAGGAGGCGAACAGACACGACUGUGGAAAUUAUCACACCCAGUACAUGGAGAACGAAGGAAAAUGCGGCGUCUGCGGCGACAACUACGCCCUUGAUCGGCCCCGCCCGAACGAGCACGGGGGGAAAUUCGGCCGCGGAAUCAUCGUCCAAACCUACCAAGCCGGCUCCAACAUUUCCGUCAUCAUCGAAACGAACAUGAACAGCUACGGUUUCUUCGACUUCGCGUUAUGUCCGAUGGCCCACCCGGAGGAGCCACUCUGGACCGGAAAUCGACUCGAAACCGAAGAAUGCUUCGCUGCACACAAACUUCGACUCGCUCAAACUGCUGCUCGGUACGAAUACGAGGUGACGGACUUCCAGCGAGUGAGCUACACCCUCGGGCUCCGCCUCCCUCGCAACUUGACCUGCCGACACUGCGUGCUCCGCUGGCAAUUCACCGGCGCCUACCCCUGGCCCUGCAAGGACGGGACCGCCAGUCCGGACUGCGGCAACCAGGAAGUUUCUCGCACUUGUUCCGACAUCAGGAUUCAAUGAAUUUCUUUUAUGGGGAAGAAUGGGCUGGACGGGGGGGGGAUAGAAAUACAGUAA
Molecule: messenger RNA, 749 nt
Organism: Venturia canescens
Lineage: Eukaryota; Metazoa; Arthropoda; Insecta; Hymenoptera; Ichneumonidae
Exons: 3
Coding region: 30-695 (221 amino acids)
Source: RefSeq, a predicted model, not a curated record